UUGGAUAGUAAUGGGCCAGUUUAAGAGCGAAGCCCAAGCCCACAGCGACAAAACCCUAGUCUGAGGCGAGAACGCGCAUGCAUAUAUAAAAUAGAAAGAAGCACAGCUAGGGUUUGUGUUGUUCCACAGAGACGCAACAAUGUCGAAGAGAGGUCGCGGUGGAUCGGCGGGGAACAAGUUCAGGAUGUCACUGGGUUUGCCAGUGGCGGCGACGGUGAACUGCGCCGACAACACCGGCGCGAAGAACCUCUACAUCAUAUCGGUGAAGGGGAUCAAGGGAAGGCUGAACCGGUUGCCGUCGGCGUGCGUCGGAGACAUGGUUAUGGCAACCGUCAAGAAGGGAAAACCCGAUCUCCGUAAGAAGGUUUUGCCUGCCGUUAUCGUCCGUCAGCGCAAGCCCUGGCGCCGAAAGGACGGAGUCUACAUGUACUUCGAAGAUAAUGCUAGUGUGAUUGUGAAUCCCAAAGGUGAAAUGAAAGGUUCUGCUAUUACUGGUCCAAUUGGGAAGGAGUGUGCUGAUCUGUGGCCCAGGAUUGCUAGUGCUGCCAAUGCUAUUGUUUAAGUUGGUUUUAGCUACUGUAAUGUUUCUGCAUUUUGAACUUGUUUUUGAUUGUGUUUUAGGUUGAAUUGUAGACAUAUAGUCUGUCUUGCUUGAUUUUGAGAUGAGAAUGUUUUUGAUGGGAUUAAUUGAUAAUUAUAAGAGUUGUUUCGCUUUA
This is a messenger RNA of Cajanus cajan (pigeon pea), 716 nucleotides long. Its product is annotated as large ribosomal subunit protein uL14x/uL14z/uL14y. NCBI's taxonomy places the organism in Eukaryota, Viridiplantae, Streptophyta, Magnoliopsida, Fabales, Fabaceae. Gene Ontology annotation, biological process: translation. The record is from RefSeq and is a predicted model, not a curated record. Gene Ontology annotation, cellular component: cytosolic large ribosomal subunit; ribosome. Gene Ontology annotation, molecular function: structural constituent of ribosome; large ribosomal subunit rRNA binding.